AUGACAACAGACACAGAUAAACAGCUUUGGGAAUUGAUAGACAACUUCUUCUUAAAAGCUUCUAUACUAAUAUGCCACUCAAAAAAUACAGGUAUACCAGAUAAUGGAGAAUCUCUAGCCACUAACAGCUGGUUUAAUAUUGAAACACUAGGGGAUAGCACAAUCGAAAGUGAGAUAAAUGACUGGGUGACUUUUGAUGGCAAAAGAAAUUUACCGCCUUUGGUGAUAGAAACAUUCCUAGAUUUAAGAAGACUCACGCCGUCUCAAGCGGUGAUCUUGAAAGACCAAGACGGUAAUCCAUGGACCGCUUGUAAGGGCACAAAAAAGUCCGAGGUAAUGCUGGAAAGAUGGUUAAUUCAGCUUGAAAAAAAUCCUAAUCCCGUCAAGAUAGAAACCGAAAUAGAAGAGAUCUAUCGACAAUUAGUCUUAUUAUUUCGUUACCUUUACACUCUUGUUGGGCUUCUGCCUGCCAGUGACUUACAAACUCGCAUUUCCCGUCCUGGAAACAGUCGCAGCCUGACAUCACUCAUCAACAUUGGAACUAGAAUCGUGGACGGUUCGAAGCCGAUCCUUUCGAAGGGUCGAAUUGGCUUAAGCAAAAAUAUAAUAGCAACAUACUCCAACAUGAUCAACGAAACAAACGUUCCUUCACAUCUAGAGCAGAGAAAAAUCACGCCUAUCCACACGAAAUAUGGGUCAUUGAGAAUAUCUGUAUCAUACCGCCGCGAUUGCGAUUUUCAUGUGGUAGAUAAUGAUGAUUCAUUCGGAAAUCAAUCAGGGGGAAUACUAGAAGGACGUACUUCAAAAGCAGCUGGUGCGUUGACGUCAUCUUUCUUGAGGGCAACAUCAACUACUAGCAAUCGAUCCAUGUCAAUAUCUCCUAAUACCACUAUAAGUCCUAACUUGUUAGUCGAACCAUCUCCCCAGAAGCGAAUUACCUCAACUUCGCGCCAAUUUCAACCUUUUAAAGUCGGAUCUGUCGGCAGUGGAUCAAUAUCCCAGUACCCUCAGGGAAGUUUAACUCGAAACCCUAGUGGAUCUUCUGUUGUUGCUGCCUUGAGGGCACAAAGAUCUAGCAAUGGGUCGAUUACUACAUCCACAAACCAACUCCAUGAGUCGCACAUAGAGCCCUCCAGUGUAGGAAGCGGCAGUGCUUCAAAGUACUCUUCCUCAUUUGGUCGGUUGCGCCGACAUUCUAGCAUAAGAAGAUCCGAUAGUUUGGAAAGACCUCAGAGGACGGCAAAUAAAAUUAAUGAUUCGCCCUCUGGAGAUUUAUUAGAUUUUAUGAAGCUUCUAGAGGAUAAGCAAGAGCUCAAAGUUAAAAAUCCUCACUCGAAUAACGUGGAUAUUUCUAGUUCAUUGGUACGUUUCCAAUCCAUGAGAUCGACUAACGAUACAUUGAGGGAUGAUUUGUCUAUGAGUUUGUCUCUUGAGCAUCCACCAUCAAACCAACAAAGACGUCGUUCAAAUUCGCAUUCUCCAAAUUUGUCAUUCUCUCCUUCAAUACAUUACCCCUCUAUUCCGAUGAGACUCUCACAGAGUCAUUCCAACAAAAAUGAUACUUUAAGCGACCUAGCUAGUAGAAGAAGCUCAGCAGAUAAAGCCAAAUCUGUUAUAUCAAACAUUAAUGAAGGCUUCUCUGAUGAACAUCAUGAUUCUUUGCAUGCAUCACCUUCUUUAGAUGAAGAUGAUGACGAAGACUUGUUGAUCGACAGGUCUAGAAUAAACAGUGGUUCGGGUAAAUUGCGUUCCACUUCUCCGGGCUCAAUUCAAAGUGUAUCAAGUUCUUUUUCAAAAAGCCAGCUGCCUUUCAAAACCAUGGUAAAUUUCUCACACCCUACAACGAUGGCUACACCAGCCCAUGCAAAAUUACAUAAAGCUAUUGUAGGGUCGUCAGAUAACCAUGUCGAAAAUGCAAAUAAAAAAGAAGAUGCAAACGCAGGUGACGAAGAUGAUGAUUUGCUAUUCUUCAUGAGCGACAUGAACCUCUCCAAACAGUAA
Molecule: messenger RNA, 2001 nt
Organism: Lachancea fermentati
Lineage: Eukaryota; Fungi; Ascomycota; Saccharomycetes; Saccharomycetales; Saccharomycetaceae
Source: the annotation of a GenBank genome assembly